CUUGGUUAAACACCUAUUCUUGUGAGCACGCUGAGCUCCAGCCUGCAGCUCAGUGCUGGCCAUGGCUUGUGGCUCUGGGGUGAAUGGAUGGGCUGGAAUCACCCCCGGGAUCACCGGGAGAGCGCUGGGAUCGCCAGCACCCGCUUUGUCCCGCUACAUCAGGGCUCUGCGAACACGGGCAAGCCUGCUGCUUUAAAGCUGCACUGUUUACUUCUACCACCACUUACGCCUGCUGUUCUCUUGCCAGUCAUCCGCUGGAGCGCUCAGAACAAUCUGAAACAACAGGCAAUAUUUAUUUCUAGCGCUGCGCCUCACGCUUCGCGGGAGCGCUCACAAUUCUCACGUUAUUAUUCAUCCAAACUUCAGCGAGGCUCUCCAAUGGAGCGGACAGAUUGAGCCCGCACUCUUUAUCGGCUGGGAGCUGCGGGGAAAGCCCCUGUGCCUGGCUUUGCAGGGUGCCCGGGGUAUAUCGGAAGGUGGCCGGGACACGGAGGAUGCUGCGCGACCCCAGAAGGAGAGAGGGAGGCUCAUUCCGCUGUGUGUCAGCGCCAGAGGCACCAGCAUGACCGCUCUCCGCUUCGCCGGGACCAAGGAAGGAUUCUGUGAGCGAGUGUCAGGGUAGGGAACGGCGGGGCUCGGCAGCGGACACUGCCCGGAGGGAGAGCCCCGGCUCCUGCCGGACACAGCUGUGCUGGAGAUUCUUUGGUGGAUUACAAUCUCAUCAGACUCCAACUUGAGAAGAAGAAUGACAGCUCAGACACUUAAACCAGACUUUUCACCAUCCUGGAAAAGAACUGGCUUCCAGAAUUCGGAGGGUUUUUGAUGCUCUACCUCCCUCUGCUGUUACCAGCGAGAAGUUCCUCGACAAUGGGAAAUCAUGUACUCGCAGCUUCGAUUUCCAUGCUCUCGCUGCUGGUGAUGAUGGGAGACACGGACAGUAAAACAGAGAGCUCCUUCCUCAUCGACUCCGACCCCAGCCGCUGCAUGAGGCACCACUACGUGGACUCCAUCAGCCACCCUCUCUACAAGUGCAGCUCCAAGAUGGUGCUGCUGGCCCGCUGCGAAGGCCGCUGCAGCCAGACGUCGCGCUCGGAGCCCAUGGUGUCCUUCAGCACGGUCCUGAAGCAGCCCUUCCGCUCCAGCUGCCACUGCUGCCGGCCCCAGACCUCCAAGCUGAAGGCCAUGAGGCUGCGCUGCUCGGGGGGCAUGCGGCUCACGGCCACCUACCGCUACAUCCUCUCCUGCCACUGCGAGGAGUGCAACUCCUAGGGACCAGGGACGUGGCACACGGGGGACAAGGGGGAGCUGCUGUGGGGGAAGAGCUCCAAAAACAACCCAAGGCCCGGCUGGAGCUCCCAGCACAGGAUUGCAACAAGGACAGGACUAACUCAGCUGGAUUGAAUCCAAGAGCAGAAGUACAAAAUAUCCUGGGUUGCUGGAUGGUGCUGGUGCCAUGCUGUGGGCUGUGAUAAAGACGAAAGCACGAGGACUUGUUUUUUAAGAAGCCUUUCUUUUUUUCUGAAAGGAUAUUUUUGGAGAGUUUCUUUUUUUUCGGACUCGGCUCUGACUACAGAGAGGUGCUUUUACUUUAGGCCAUGGGCAGCAGAGGAACAGAAGAGAAGGUCAGCCAGAUGACAGCACUGCAGUCUGGAAAGUGACAUUUGGACAGAGGAUGGGCAUCAGUUCCCACAGACAACCUCUUAACCUAUCAAUUUAUUCUCAGUUUUCUAGUUAUACUGGCCUUCAAAGCAAUCUGUGCUGUUGGCCAGGGUCAUCUGUUACUGACCUAGUGGCCAAAUGCUGGAUAACUUUAACUGUGGUUCAGCAGAAAUUACAAAUAAACCAUUGAAAAGUGAA
This is a messenger RNA of Melospiza melodia melodia, 1857 nucleotides long. RefSeq names its product norrin cystine knot growth factor NDP (gene NDP). The transcript is spliced from 3 exons. Lineage: Eukaryota; Metazoa; Chordata; Aves; Passeriformes; Passerellidae. Gene Ontology annotation, biological process: Norrin signaling pathway; Wnt signaling pathway; positive regulation of DNA-templated transcription. The record is from RefSeq and is a predicted model, not a curated record. Gene Ontology annotation, molecular function: cytokine activity; frizzled binding. Bases 823 to 1269 code for a protein of 148 amino acids.